AUGCCUGCGAUACCACCAGGUGUUGCUGUACAAUCUGCUGGACAAGAAGAUUUUUCUAUUCAACCAUCAUCUGACGAAUAUAGUGAUAAAGAAAUAUUGAAUCUUGUCAAUUAUUUUGAGAUUAGUCGAGCGGAAUUACAAAAUCGUGUCGAUUCAUUAUUAGCACAACCAAUUCUUAAAUCAAAAAAUAUUGAUGAAAAAGCACCGAAACUCUUAGACGAUGAUUAUAUCGCCAGCAUUGGAAACAGUUUAAAUAUGAAUAGUUUAAGAUUAUAUUCUCAAGGUGAUCCAAUUACUUUAGCAAUCGCUUCGACAUUACGUUUAUUAUCAAACGGGACUACAAUUCAUUCAUUUAGUACAACGUGGUUUAAUUCAAAAUUUAUAUUUCGUGAUAUCGAAGAUCCUAUAAAUUAUGGUCUUGUUGCUGAUAGAACGGGAGCACGCGGCUUGAUUUUAUGUGUUCAGUCGUUUAUAUUACGUUCAUUAUUAACAAAAAAACUAUUAUCCGAAGUCAAACAUGGAUCUGUAUCUGUCAGUGCAGAAGCUCGUAUAGAUGCAUUUGUUGAUGCUAUAACAGAGAUGUUAUGGCAAGCAGGUGAUCGACGUGGAGCAACUAUUGUUGUUCCAUAUGGUGAUGAAUGUUUUUCAAACUAUGGUGAUCAUUAUGUACCGGACGAAUUUACUGAGAGACUUCAUCUAUUCGAAUUCGUUGAUAUUGAAAAAUUACGAUUAUUUGUUAUCAAGUGUCUUCAAUACGAGAAACCACUGUACGGUAUAAAAGAACGUAGUCAAAUUGGAUUUUUACAUUGGAGUAAAUAUGAAGAAGAUGAGGAAUGGAAUAAAGAAAUUGGUAGUAUGUUUCGAACACCGAAAUAUCCAAUAUGGAUGGUAUGCUUAAAUAAACGUUAUGCAAUUAUAUUUUCAACAAAUAUCAACCUGUUAAAUAAUUGGAUAUAUGAAAAUUAUUUUCAAUUACAAAUCUAUACGGGAUUGAAAAAACAAGAAAAUCCAUGCAUCAUUCAUAUUGAUACAAGAAAUCAAUAUCCAAUCUCUUAUUACAAUACGUACAGUGAUAUAGAAGACGAUCAAAGAACGCCAGACAUAAUUCAGUUGUUGCAAUCACGUUGGGCCGGGUGCAUAAUUGAAGAUGCUGAUCCACAUGAGCUUAUGACACUAUUUUAA
This is a messenger RNA of Didymodactylos carnosus, 1182 nucleotides long. The record is from the annotation of a GenBank genome assembly. NCBI's taxonomy places the organism in Eukaryota, Metazoa, Rotifera, Eurotatoria, Philodinida, Philodinidae.